This is a messenger RNA of Aspergillus pseudotamarii, 849 nucleotides long. RefSeq lists its product as uncharacterized. The record is from RefSeq and is a predicted model, not a curated record. The coding region runs from base 1 to 849 and encodes 282 amino acids. The transcript is spliced from 3 exons. NCBI's taxonomy places the organism in Eukaryota, Fungi, Ascomycota, Eurotiomycetes, Eurotiales, Aspergillaceae.
AUGCAUAGUUCAGACUCUCAACACCUCUCCUCGGCCAGCUUCUGCCUCGCUGAUGGCCUUGGAUAUGCCUUGCAGCAGAACCACCGCUCGGUCAUCCGGUUGAAUUUGCAACACUUUCUCUGGCGUCAAGUCUUUGGCUUCCACAUUCACCCAUCGGUCCACUUUCCCCCCGCAGACGAUACUACCGAUACCCCUUCUCAUCCCGCAAUUGCCGACAUUGCUAUAGAUAUCGACCUCACUCAAGCCCCUCAUCCUGGAUGGCUACCCUCCAACAUUACACUACGAUAUUGGGAUGUCUUUGCGGACGUACCCGCGAGUCUCGAGUGCCAGUAUGAUCUUGUACACGUCCGACUGCUCGUUUUGGUGCUUUCGGGUGAGGACCCAACGCCUGUCAUCCGGCGACUAUUCCAGUUCGUAAAACCCGGCGGCUACAUUCAGUGGGAUGAGCUGGACUGCAUGAAUAUGAAAAUCAAGAAAGUGAACCCCUCCGUCCAGGCACCUGCGCUUGAGGAAAUCCGUGCUGCCUCCUACGCUAACGGGCGGCAUGAUUGGGUGCUGGACUUGCCACGCCUGCUCAACGUGGCUGGGUUCCAGGAUGCGAAACUAGACUAUUACGAUGAGGGGCCGGAGUUGGUCCGGGCCUUUAACGACCAACAUUUGAUGACCAUGGAGGAGUUUGCGUCCAAGCUGAUGCAAAAUGGCAAGGCCGAGGCCGCUGCAAGCUUUUUUCAGGCUUAUUCGGGCUGGAUACCAGGAGUGUGUGGACGGGGCUGCAUUGUCCAUCCCUCGGGUAGUGGUGAAAAGGAUGCUGUUGUCAUUACUGGACAGGUUCCAGUAGGUGUUGAGUAG